GCGGGGCGCUGGGCGGCGGGGAAGGCGCCGUAAGGAAAAGGGAAGAAGUCGCGGCACUCGGGCUGCGCUGCGUGUGGGACCCUCCGGCUGCGUGGCCCCUGGCGCCCAGGGGCAGGAUGAAGCCGUGCUGCCUCCUGCUGGUGACUUUAUGGCUGUGCAUGGCCACCCUCAGCAGCAGCUCAGAACGCUGCGAUGACUGGGGAGUGGACACCAUGAAACAAAUCCAGGUCUACGACGGGGAACCAGCUAGGAUCAAAUGCCCGCUCUUCGAGGCCUUCUUAAAAUACAACUACAGUACAGCCCAUUCGGCUGGCUUAACCCUGAUCUGGUACUGGAUUGGGCAGGACUGGGACCUAGAGGAGCCAAUCAACUUCCGUCUCCCAGACAAUCGGAUCAGUAAGGAAAAAGACACCCUUUGGUUCCGGCCUGCCCUUCUCAAUGACACUGGGAAUUAUACCUGCAUGCUCAGAAACACAACCUACUGCAGCAAGGUCGCGUUUCCCCUGGAGGUUGUGCAGAAAGACCAAGCUUCUUGCGUCAGCCAAUCAAUAAAACCCACCGAAGAGCUGUUCUAUUUGGAGCAUACUAACGAGAAGAUCAUUUGUCCGGAUAUUGAUGGCUUUUAUCCUCCCAGCAUAAAACCAACUGUCCACUGGUACAGGAACUGUGUGUUGGUGAAUGGCUUCCACGACCGAUAUCCCAGAGACUCAACACUCAUCAUUGGCAUUGUCCGCGGUGCGUACCAAGGCAACUACACCUGCAUUGUGAGCUACACGGAGAACGGAAGGACCUACAACCUCACCAGAAGCAUAAGGAUGAAGGUAGUAGGGUCUCCAAACAAGGCAAUGCCACCGCAGUUUCUCUCUCCAAAUGCGAAAAUAAUCUACGAACUCGAAGCAGGUGCUGAGCUUGUUCUGCCCUGCGAAGUUUACUUCACCUUUCUGAAGGACUCCCGAACGGAGCUUUGGUGGACAGUUGAUGGAAAAAAUACAGACGAUAUCACAGACCUGACAAUAAAAGUCUCCGAAAGCGUCGUUACUGACGACCUUGGACACAAGCAGGUCACAAAGACUCUGACCAUUCCCAAGGUCACAGCCAAGGACUUGAAGCGUAACUACACCUGUCAUGCCAGAAACACCAGAGGGGAGGUUCACCAUGCGGCCCUGGUGAGAAUGAAAGUUCUAGCUCCAAGGUACACUGUGGAACUGGCCUGCGGACUAGGAUCCACCGUCUUGCUGGUGGUGAUCCUGAUCGUCGUCUACCACGUUUAUUGGCUCGAAAUGGUUCUCUUCUACCGGGCUCACUUUGGAACGGACGAAGCCAUCCUAGAUGGGAAGGAGUAUGACAUUUACGUGUCCUAUGCCCGGAAUGCCGAGGAGGAGGAGUUUGUGCUGCUGACCCUGCGUGGAGUCCUGGAGAAUGAGUUCGGAUACAAGCUGUGUAUCUUCGACAGAGACAGCCUCCCCGGGGGAAAUACCACCGAGGCAGUUUUCGACUUCAUUCAGCGAAGCCGGAGGAUGAUCGUGGUGCUGAGCCCCGAUUACCUGACGGAGAAGAGCAUCAGCGUGUUGGAGUUCAAGCUGGGCCUCGUGUGCCAGAACGCCCUCUCCACCAAGCUCGUUGUGGUGGAGUACAGGCCGCUGCCGAUCACCCAUCCUGGCAUUCUCCAGCUGAAGGAGUCCGUCUCCUUUGUGACAUGGGCCGGGGAUAAAUCCAAGCCAUCUGGCUCCAAGUUCUGGAAGGCCUUACACCUCGCCCUGCCCCUGAGGAGCCUGAGCUCUGGCACGGGUUGGAACGAGAGCUGCUCCUCACAGUCCGACCUCAGCCUGGAUCCCAUCCAGAGGAGGAGGAGCAGGUUGAAAGGCCAGAGGGAACCGCAGAGCUCCAGAACAGGUGCUGCUGCUCCGAGCGGGGCGGCCCCAGAACCCAGGCCAAAGACCAAGCACCGAGCCAAGCGGUUCAUGCCAUGUCAGUGGUGCGUGACGUACUGUGACCGUGGCGAUACACUCAGGCAGAAGAGCCCAGCCGUGCCCAAGUCCAAAUGGGAGACUCACCUCUGCAAGCCGGUCUCGGGCGGAAACAGACUGGAGCCCCCGGCCGCACAGCUCUGCCAGUACACCGAUGUGUCCAGCAACAACGACGUCUGCGUUCUGUAGCUGAGUUCCCAGACCACAGCAGAGCCGCUGGGGAUGCGAAGCGAAUGGAGCAACGACGAGGGUUUUCGGGAUUUCCCGGACUGGCUCCACUUCCUUCCACAUGUCCUCAUUCUUUUCCAGCCAAAUGACGGCCAUGCAGGAGGGCCGGAGUGAUGUUACCAAAUGUUCCACUCAUUGGCAUUUGAGAUGGGAAAGACCAUCUAGUCCCUAACUGAUCUAGGGACCUCUGGGGCCUCACAGGGCAUUCGUGGUUGGGUUGCUAAAAAGACAUUCAGUCUUUCCCUUAUGUUGCUUUCCCCCAUCAGCAGUUGCUGUAGUCGGCCCAGGGAGAUGAGAGAGGGAAGAGUCCCUGUGAGGUGAAUCGGAGGGGUGGUACAAAAGUGUGAUGUGACCUCAGGCUUGACCCUCCACCUUUGAGUCAAUUAAAGCUUCAUUACUGAUUUCCUUGUGGGCAGGAUCCAACCCCAACUCCUGCCGAGGCCAGAUUGGUCCUUUUCAGUGUUUCCUGUGGUGCUUUGUCAUAUCCUGGUUUAAAGGGACAUGGUCACCACUUUAAACAAUAACCCCCGAGAGACUGUAGGCCUUUUAGCAUGCCACUGGUUGAAGUCACCGUUAAGGUCAUUGGAGCUGAAAGAGUGAAAAAUAGUGUUCUCCAGACAACACUCGGGGGGUAGAUUUUCAGAGGCACAGAGGGUGUGAGGUGCCCACCGCUCAUUGCGCUUUCGAGAGUCUUCCCCUUUGUGCACAGGCUGUUUCAGUGGUGGCCCUGUCAGGCCAGUUCCCCCGUUGGUUGGGAUGGGCCUUUCACACAGCCACUAACAUUUAGAGACAUGGGGUGGCCCAAAAGAGGCGAGAUAAGGCCUGAAACACACUUAAAAACCCCACUGUUGAAACGUCCUAGAUUUCAAAUGGACUGUGUCUCGUUAAGUGAUUCACGAAAAGGGCCCUUGAUCACCUCCCUCGGGUCCGGCAGCAGUGUUUCCUGCUGUGCAUCCUGAAUUCCCUUUUCCUGUGCUUGGCUUCAUCUCGACACCCAUUCCCCUCCCUCCAGGGGGUUUGCAAAUACUACCACCUUCACCCCCUCAGCUGUCAUUUGGUGUCACACAUUGAGUUCUGGAGGCCUUUCCCUGGGAAUUAAUCCCUCCCCCAGCUCUUUAAUGGGUCUGAUUACUUGUCUGUAAGUUAAGUGUGGCUGUUAUUAAUUUUUCUUCUGUGUGGGGGUAUGCGUUGGGAAUCUACUGUAGGAAGCGUGUGGCUACCAGCCCAGAGGCUCGGUUGGGGUCAAUGGACGCAGCUGCAUUGACAUCAUUGAGUCAGUGCUGAGGGUCUGGCCUACAUCUGCCUCCGAUUAAUACUGCCGACGCUCCCGUCAUCUCUGAAAGUCAGACAGGUGGCAUUCAUUCCACAGCCUCUCUCCUGUGCCAAAUCUUCUACCCUUUUCUCUGUCAUUGAACAUAACCCCCGGGGCUUUCCCAUUACGAUUCACGAGGAACUAAAAAACGUAGCGCACAGCUGAGGCAAACGUUAGGAGGAAAUGGAGAAAGAAAAACAUGGUUGUGGAGGAAUUCCAAAUGAAACUUGAGUCUGAAAUGAGCAGCCCUGUCUAGUGUGAAAAUUCGAAUAUCCUCAAGGUCUCGCCCGUCAUUCCACCCACAGCAGAACUGUUUCUGUCCGUCUUUCUCCAGUACUGCAUGACGCCAAGUUUUACAUGACUCAAGCCAGGUUCAUAUAAAGUCGCAUCAACCUUGAGUGAUUAAGUAGAGGAGGAGGAGUGAGGUUGUGUGUGGCAGGAGAGCUAGUAAGCGGCAUAGAGCUUCGUUAAAAGGGAAGAAAACACACUAGCCUCCCCCGUCAUGAGCAGUUGGAUGGGUCACCUCACUGUGGGGGAGUCUCACAGACCUGAAAAUACAAGCGAAGAAAUCCAAAUAUUUCGUAAUCAAUCAUCGCCAGGAGCCAGUUGACGAUCAAUCAUCGCCCGGUUGGGUUAUUAAUUGGAGGCACAGAUCAGGUUUUACCAGAGAGCUCUGUCCUUGGGUGACCAUGUUGUAAAGUGGUGAGUUAGGUUAAGGACAGAGCUGCCGGUCAAAUGUGUUGGAGAGGGUGGUAAAAUUGUGAAGGGCUGUAAAAAUGGCAAAUUCAGCCCUUGCUGGGACAAACUCCCAUCCCGCCAGGCAGGGAGGAGGUAAAAUGCUAAGGGCCAAAACCUCAGAUGGUGGAAAUGGGAGUGUAGCUCCACUGAUUUCAGCAGAAGUGUGCCAGUUUAUUCCAGCCAAAGAGCUGGCCUAAUCAUUGAUUAUUUGCUAUUAUAACGACUGGGAGGAGAAGCCGAGUUUUGAUAUGUCACAAGAAUGUGGACGUUCAUUUGUUGAAAAUUGGUAACGCUCUGUGGCAGCUCGUGCUAAUAUGACUGGGAUAGUUUCCUCUAUCCAGUGUAGCUGCAGAGCUCCAGUGAUUGAACCUUAGAAUACAGUUAGGUUCAUUCCCAAUUGUGUGUCCCUCAUCUUAAUCCUUUUGGGGGGAAAUUACUUCAGCACAGAAGGAUCCCAGCUCCCGGAGUCCUGUGAUUUCUGUGGGAAUCUCGGCUUUCAUUUUAAAGAAAAUUAGGUCUCUAGCCCUCAUGCUUGUGUAGAAAAAUGUAAAAACAUAAUGCUUAACAGCUCCAAAAGCAGAAGGCACCUAAAUGAGCCCCACAUUUCUUUUUAAAAAUCACAUGAAUUUUAAGGGUCUGCACCAGGACUAUGAAUUGCAUAAGGACUUGGAUGGGCCCUUUGCACAGGGGUGGAUUCUACCCCAUGAGAAUAACAAUUAAACCAUUUCACACUCCAUCUGCUAUUGGCAGGUGCAGACCUAACAAUCCAGUCAUUGCUCUCCUCUUGAUAAAGAUGCAGAGAUAUACAUAGACCUUUAGCGUGGUGAUGGGGGUAGAAAAGGCACUUUCAGAUUCAUCCUUUUUUGACACAUUUCUGGUAUUAACAUUAAAACUGAC
This is a messenger RNA of Chrysemys picta bellii (western painted turtle), 5142 nucleotides long. It is a transcript of the gene IL1RAP, whose product is annotated as interleukin 1 receptor accessory protein. Gene Ontology annotation, biological process: signal transduction. Gene Ontology annotation, molecular function: interleukin-1 receptor activity. The record is from RefSeq and is a predicted model, not a curated record. NCBI's taxonomy places the organism in Eukaryota, Metazoa, Chordata, Testudines, Emydidae.